Molecule: messenger RNA, 1324 nt
Organism: Ostrinia furnacalis (Asian corn borer)
Lineage: Eukaryota; Metazoa; Arthropoda; Insecta; Lepidoptera; Crambidae
Gene: SkpA
Product: S-phase kinase associated protein 1 SKP1-related A
Exons: 2
Coding region: 195-683 (162 amino acids)
Biological process (GO): ubiquitin-dependent protein catabolic process
Source: RefSeq, a predicted model, not a curated record
UUAUCAAGCAACAAGGCAAGCAGAUUUGCUGACUCGCCCUGUGGGUAUGAAAAUGGUGAAAUAAUAGUCCAGUCCAAUCUGCUUCUUGUUUUACCGGUUUACUUCUGAAAAUCGAUCGAAUUAAAUUCUGAUUAGUCACAGUCAUUCCUAAAAAAGUAUUCUUAAAAACGCAUUGGGUUAAUCAGCGCUGAAAGAUGCCGAAUAUAAAAUUGCAGUCUUCGGACAAUGAAGUAUUUCCCGUCGAUAUUGAAAUCGCAAAAUGUUCCGUCACAAUCAAAACUAUGUUGGAGGACCUCGGCGUCGACGAUGAAGAAGAAGAAGUCGUUCCAUUACCCAAUGUAAAUUCCGCUAUUUUAAAAAAAGUGAUUCAGUGGGCCACAUACCAUAAAGAUGAUCCUCCAUUGCCAGAAGAUGACGAAAACAAAGAAAAGCGAACAGAUGAUAUCUCUUCUUGGGAUGCUGACUUUUUGAAAGUGGAUCAAGGCACUCUCUUUGAACUGAUAUUAGCUGCUAAUUAUUUAGACAUCAAAGGAUUAUUGGAUGUGACAUGUAAGACUGUAGCUAAUAUGAUCAAAGGCAAAUCUCCUGAAGAAAUCCGCAAAACAUUUAACAUCAAAAAUGACUUUACAGCUGCGGAGGAAGAUCAAGUACGUAAGGAGAAUGAGUGGUGUGAGGAAAAGUAAUGUAACACUACUGUGACUAGCUUAUAAAUUAUAAUUCUUUUUAGAUUUUAAUUAUAAUAAUUUUUAAGGGAUUUUGUAUAGUUCACCCGAAAAUACAUCAAGUUUAGUUAUUUCACUUUUUUGAAAAAUGUUUUGUGUUACAGGAGUGUUGCUAUGUGAACCUAAUUCUCUAAUUUAACCUAAUAAUAAUAUAGUAUUAUUAAAUUAAUGUAAACAUCUUUAAAUAUUUCUCCAGUUUUAUCUCAUCACCUCCACCUCAUCCAAGAUAUCAUUCAUUACACCAGUGUCAGUACCUACCUAGUAACUUAAAUUUUAUAUGUUAGUCCUCCUAUUAUUCACAUGACAUACAAGCAAGCCUUUAUUUCUGAGCUUUUAAUAUACUACUAAUUAGCAUAAAUUAUUAUUAUAUUGGCAUAAAUAGGCUAUUAGUCUGGAUGGUCAAGUGGUGUUACUAUUAUAAAAAUACCUACAUGAAUAGAUAAUGUUUAUGAUCAUGCAAGUUCAUUGGUGGCGUUUUGAUAGCCACCAGAAAUUGAAACUCCCAUGGGUUUAUUAAAGAGAACCUAAUUGAUGAAAUUGAUUCCCUAACAAAAUUAAUUUAAGUACAUACAUACCUACUUAAAUAAAUAAUUGAUUUUAAA